AUGAUCGUGCUGGGCUGGAUGCUUUUUGUUGGCCUUGCGUCCUACAUGGGCACAUUUCCAGAGGUGAUGCCUCCAACUCUAAAGUGGAAAGAGAGGUUGCCUAGUCGGGAGAACAAGGCACGAAGAAGGAUCCAAGUUUUGGAGGAGGAGCUGCUGCUAUGA
This is a messenger RNA of Grammomys surdaster, 162 nucleotides long. RefSeq names its product SPTY2D1 opposite strand (gene Misfa). The coding region runs from base 1 to 162 and encodes 53 amino acids. The record is from RefSeq and is a predicted model, not a curated record. NCBI's taxonomy places the organism in Eukaryota, Metazoa, Chordata, Mammalia, Rodentia, Muridae. The transcript is spliced from 2 exons.